UACAUCAAGCCCGACUACUGUCGGCCCAAGUACAUUGAGCCCCAGCACCGGAAUUCCAACCACCUUUCGCCCAGCACGGGAGUCCCUACCACGCGGGCCCAAGCACCGUGGUCCCAACUACCUUGUCAGUACUGUGACCCCACCACUAAGUCCGACCACAGCCGCACCCAGCACCUUGUCUCCCACGUGCCAUGGCGACCAGCUCCACCCCCACCACCCUGUCCCCACGACUCUUGCUCCCACAACCAGAGUCCGAGCACCACAGGUCCCACAACUGAAGCACCCAGCACCGCUGGUCCCUCAACGAGAGUCCUAGCACCGGUACUCCCUCAACCAGAGUCCCUCAACGGGGACCCCGACAAACCGUUGGUCCCACUACAGGAGCCCGAGCACAGGGAUCCCACAACUGUAAGCCCGAGCACGGGAGGCCCCACGACUGUUGGCCCCAGCACGGCAGGUCCAACAACUGCUGCUCCCAGCACGGGAAUUCCCACCACACUCUCCCCAACCACUGUGAGCCCCAGCACCUCCGAACCAUCCACUGUGAGCCCCAGCACCUCGGGACCAACCACCGUGAGCCCCAGCACAGGAACGCCCAGUACCUUGUCGCCCAGUACAUCAAGCCCGACUACUGUCGGCCCAAGUACAUUGAGCCCCAGCACCGGAAUUCCAACCACCCUUUCGCCCAGCACGGGAGUCCCUACCACCACGGGCCCAAGCACCGUGGUCCCAACUACCUUGUCGCCAAGUACUGUGAGCCCCACCAGCCUAAGUCCGACCACAGCCAGCCCCAGCACCUUGUCUCCCACGGUGCCAGUUGGCGAGCCCAGCUCCACCCCCACCACCCUGUCCCCCACGACUCUUGCUCCCACAACCCAGAGUCCGAGCACCACAGGUCCCACAACUGAAGCACCCAGCACCGCUGGUCCCUCAACUGAGAGUCCUAGCACCGGUACUCCCUCAACCGAGAGUCCCUCAACGGGGACCCCGACAACCGUUGGUCCCACUACAGCGAGCCCGAGCACAGGGAUCCCCACAACUGUAAGCCCGAGCACGGGAGGCCCCACGACUGUUGGCCCCAGCACGGCAGGUCCAACAACUGCUGCUCCCAGCACGGGAAUUCCCACCACACUCUCCCCAACCACUGUGAGCCCCAGCACCUCCGAACCAUCCACUGUGAGCCCCAGCACCUCGGGACCAACCACCGUGAGCCCCAGCACAGGAACGCCCAGUACCUUGUCGCCCAGUACAUCAAGCCCGACUACUGUCGGCCCAAGUACAUUGAGCCCCAGCACCGGAAUUCCAACCACCCUUUCGCCCAGCACGGGAGUCCCUACCACCACGGGCCCAAGCACCGUGGUCCCAACUACCUUGUCGCCAAGUACUGUGAGCCCCACCAGCCUAAGUCCGACCACAGCCAGCCCCAGCACCUUGUCUCCCACGGUGCCAGUUGGCGAGCCCAGCUCCACCCCCACCACCCUGUCCCCCACGACUCUUGCUCCCACAACCCAGAGUCCGAGCACCACAGGUCCCACAACUGAAGCACCCAGCACCGCUGGUCCCUCAACUGAGAGUCCUAGCACCGGUACUCCCUCAACCGAGAGUCCCUCAACGGGGACCCCGACAACCGUUGGUCCCACUACAGCGAGCCCGAGCACAGGGAUCCCCACAACUGUAAGCCCGAGCACGGGAGGCCCCACGACUGUUGGCCCCAGCACGGCAGGUCCAACAACUGCUGCUCCCAGCACGGGAAUUCCCACCACACUCUCCCCAACCACUGUGAGCCCCAGCACAGGAACGCCCAGUACCUUGUCGCCCAGUACGUCAAGCCCGAAUACUGUCGGCCCAAGUACAUUGAGCCCCAGCACCGGAAUUCCAACCACCCUUUCGCCCAGCACGGGAGUCCCUACCACCACGGGCCCAAGCACCGUGGUCCCAACUACCUUGUCGCCAAGUACUGUGAGCCCCACCAGCCUAAGUCCGACCACAGCCAGCCCCAGCACCUUGUCUCCCACGGUGCCAGUUGGCGAGCCCAGCUCCACCCCCACCACCCUGUCCCCCACGACUCUUGCUCCCACAACCCAGAGUCCGAGCACCACAGGUCCCACAACUGAAGCACCCAGCACCGCUGGUCCCUCAACUGAGAGUCCUAGCACCGGUACUCCCUCAACCGAGAGUCCCUCAACGGGGACCCCGACAACCGUUGGUCCCACUACAGCGAGCCCGAGCACAGGGAUCCCCACAACUGUAAGCCCGAGCACGGGAGGCCCCACGACUGUUGGCCCCAGCACGGCCGGUCCAACAACUGCCGCUCCCAGCACGGGAAUUCCAACCACACUCUCCCCAACCACUGUGAGCCCCACCAGUAUCGGUCCAACCACGGAUUCGCCCUCUACAUUGAGUCCAACCAUGUGCCAAUAUUCUACAACAACACAUGACACCACCAUUGGAUUUGAUAGUGACACAUCAUCAAUCUCUGAUGAGUCCCUAACAACGACCUUUGAAACUUCAUUCAAUUCAGUUGAACAAGAUGAAUGUCCAUCUACCUUGGAAUCCACAACUGUCUCCGAAAGAUCUAGAAGGAGAAAACUUGAGGCUGGUGGCUCCAACAGUAUCAAGUUUGAGCUCAGAAUUCAAUCAACAAAUCCAUUGACUUGGGUUGAUUCAACUGAAACAGAAACUACAUUCUUGACAACUUUUAAUUCCGAAAUCGAAACAUUUGGAGUCUCAGCACUUCAGGUCGAAGAUCAUCCAGCACCAACAAAUGCACCAACAGCCAGUCCAACCACAAGCAUACCUACCACAUCGGCCCCCACUGUUACAAUAGACCAGCCCAGUACAACUCCCUCCACUUUGAUUCCCACAUCAAUAAGCCCCAGCACAGCGAGCCCGAGCACUGCAGGCCCCACUACGCUUUCGCCCAGCACGGCUGUUCCCAGUACGGGGAUGCCCACAACCCUGUCGCCAAGCACAGCAGGCCCCAGCACUGGCGGUCCAAGCACGACUGGUCCCAGCACCACAGGGCCAACUACCUUGUCGCCCACCACGGUGAGCCCCACCAGCGCCAUCCCAAGCACUUCAAGCCCCAGCACCCUGGCUCCCACCGUCCCCGUUGGCGAGCCCAGUUCGGCGCCAACCACGCUGUCCCCGACAACCCUUGGUCCGACAACCGUGAGUGAGUCCGAGCACCACGGUUCCUCCACUCAGAGCCCAAGCACUGGUAGUCCCUCCACGAGAGUCCGAGCACUGGAAUCCCAACUACCUUGUCACCGAGCACCGGGGUCCCAACAACGGCCAGCCCAGCACCGGAGUCCCAACGACGGAUGCCCCGAGCACCGCGGGUCCGACAACGGAUGGCCCCAGCACGCUGAGCCCGAGCACGAUGGUCCAACAACGAUAGCCCAUACAGCGAGCCCGAGCACUGCAGGCCCCACUACGCUUUCGCCCAGCACGGUAAGCACCACUAGUGCAAGCCCAGACCUUAGCCCGACUCCUACUCCACUGUCCCUGUGCGGUGAACAAGUGCUGCUCCCCAACGUAUCCCACAACUCAGAGCCAGCACUUUGGAUCUGCGCUCAAAAGCCCAAGAGCCAUGGAGCCGUCGAUGAGAUUCAGCAACUGGGACCACCCUUUCGCCCAGCACUGGAGUCCACACAACGGCCGUCCGGGCACCGCAGGUCUACAACGUUAGCCCCGGUACAUCGAACCACCACCGGGCCCAACCACGGCCGGCCCUAG
Seminavis robusta is the source of this 3738-nucleotide messenger RNA. Lineage: Eukaryota; Bacillariophyta; Bacillariophyceae; Naviculales; Naviculaceae. The record is from the annotation of a GenBank genome assembly.